GACAUCAUGAGCUGGUCCUUGCACCCCCGGAGUUUAAUUCUGUAUUUCUACACUGUCUUAUUGCUCUCUUCAACAUGCCUGGCAUAUGUUGCUACCAGAGACAACUGCUGCAUCUUGGAUGAAAGAUUUGGUAGUUUUUGCCCCACAACCUGCGGAAUUGCAGAUUUCCUGUCUACUUACCAAACCAAUGUAGACAAUGAUCUACAGACUUUGGAAGACAUUCUGCGUCAAGCUGAAAACAGAACAUCAGAAGCCAAAGAACUGGUCAAAGUGCUCCGAGCCAGCUACGAUCCUGAUGAACCACCAAAGCCAAAUAAGAUAACGAGUGCUACUAAGGAAUCCAAGAAAAUGAUGGAAGAAAUUAUCAAAUAUGAAGCACUGAUUGUAACACAUGCAUCAAGUAUUCGAUUUUUGCAGGAUAUAUAUAAUUCAAAUAAUCAAAAGAUCAGUAACCUGAAACAGAAGGUAGUCCAGCUUGAAGAACAGUGCCAGGAACCUUGCAAAGACACAGUACAAAUACAUGACACAACGGGGAAAGAUUGUCAGGACAUUGCCAAUAAGGGAGCCAAAGAGAGUGGGCUUUACUUCAUCAAACCUAUGUCAGCUAAGCAGCAGUUCUUAGUCUACUGUGAAAUUGAUGGGUCUGGAUUUGGAUGGACUGUGCUUCAGAAGAGGCUUGACGGCAGUUUGGAUUUCAAGAAAAAUUGGAUUCAGUAUAAAGAAGGGUUUGGACAUCUGUCUCCUACUGGCACCACAGAAUUUUGGCUGGGAAAUGAGAAGAUUCAUUUGAUAAGCACACAGUCUGCCAUCCCAUAUGUAUUGAGAGUGGAGUUGGAGGACUGGAAUGGGAGAACCAGUACUGCCGACUAUGCCUCGUUCAAGGUGGCACCUGAAACUGACAAAUACCGCCUGACAUAUGCCUACUUCAUUGGUGGAGAUGCUGGAGAUGCCUUUGAAGGUUUUGAUUUUGGUGAUGAUCCUAGUGACAAGUUUUUCACAUCCCACAAUGGCAUGCAGUUCAGUACCUGGGACAAUGACAACGACAAGUAUGACGGCAACUGUGCCGAGCAGGAUGGAUCUGGUUGGUGGAUGAACAAGUGUCAUGCAGGCCACCUCAAUGGAGUUUACUACCAAGGUGGUACUUACUCAAAAACAUCUACACCUAAUGGUUAUGAUAACGGUAUUAUUUGGGCCACUUGGAAAUCACGGUGGUAUUCCAUGAAGAAAACCACCAUGAAGAUAAUCCCACUCAACAGAUACUCCGCUGGAGAAGGACAGCAACACUUCCUUGGGGGAGCUAAACAGGCUGGAGACGUUUAAAAGAGCACUUCAACAGUGAUUUACUUUUUUUUAAAGGACUUUAUCUGAACAGAAAAAUAUAAUAUUUUUCCUGUGGGACAAUGGACUUGCAAAGUCUUACAUCAUUUUAAGAGUAAAAACAACGACCCAUAUUGAAAACUCCACUAACAGUUUUAUUUUGGUGAUAAUUUAUCUACAUGCCAUUGCAAUAAACAUUUUGUUUCCUAAGACUAGA
Manis javanica (Malayan pangolin) is the source of this 1534-nucleotide messenger RNA. RefSeq names its product fibrinogen gamma chain (gene FGG). The record is from RefSeq and is a predicted model, not a curated record. Gene Ontology annotation, biological process: protein polymerization; blood coagulation, common pathway; platelet aggregation. Gene Ontology annotation, molecular function: signaling receptor binding; extracellular matrix structural constituent; protein-macromolecule adaptor activity. Lineage: Eukaryota; Metazoa; Chordata; Mammalia; Pholidota; Manidae. Gene Ontology annotation, cellular component: fibrinogen complex.